Messenger RNA from Trichobilharzia regenti, 488 nucleotides. The record is from the annotation of a GenBank genome assembly. NCBI's taxonomy places the organism in Eukaryota, Metazoa, Platyhelminthes, Trematoda, Strigeidida, Schistosomatidae.
CUGAGAUUUCGUCAGAGAUCAACCCGUUGGCACUGGCUGAUGGUACUUCCCAAAUAAGUGAAGCGGACAACGUGCUCUACCACUUCACUUCCUAUUUCUAAUCUAGGAGUCGGUGUAGUCCAGUCCUGUAACAUCAUCUUGCAUUUGGCGGGAGCGAAUCGCAUGCCAAACAUUCGUAGAUUGCAGCUCAAGGUGUUUAGAAGACUCUGUAUUUUGUCAGCGUCCUCGCCUAGAAGGACUAUAUCGUCUGCAUAUUCUAAGUCAACGAGAUUAUUCCCUGGUAGCAAGUCAAUCCCUGAGUCGCUGAAGUCACUUAGGGUUAAGUCCAUUAGUACAUCUAUGAUGAAGUUGAAUAGAAAAGGGGAUAAUGGGCAUCCUUGACGGACACCACUAGUCGUCACCAGUUCAGAUGACAACUCGCCGUAAGCCCUCACCUGGCUGUAUGAGUACGAGUAGAGUGCCUUAAUCAGUGCAAUGUAUUUUCUCGG